Oryzias melastigma (Indian medaka) is the source of this 3963-nucleotide messenger RNA. Its product is annotated as zinc finger protein 436. Gene Ontology annotation, biological process: regulation of transcription by RNA polymerase II. Gene Ontology annotation, molecular function: RNA polymerase II cis-regulatory region sequence-specific DNA binding; DNA-binding transcription factor activity. The transcript is spliced from 2 exons. Bases 278 to 1819 code for a protein of 513 amino acids. Lineage: Eukaryota; Metazoa; Chordata; Actinopteri; Beloniformes; Adrianichthyidae. The record is from RefSeq and is a predicted model, not a curated record.
ACAGGUUAGCCGCGUUAGCAUGCUAGCAGUGUUAGCUUGUGUUCAGAGGACGGCGGUGUUUUGGUCGAACGUUUGUGAGGUUUGUGGACAGAAAGGACGAUACGUGGUUCGGUUCCGAACAAUCCUCUUUAGCUAAAGUGUCGUAAAUGAGUGAAUGCGUGUUGAACGUAAAGACAACGUGGCUGUGAUUGUGAGACUAGCAGAUGAUCGGAGCUGCUGCUGUUCAGAGGACUUUGGUGUUUGUUGGAGCUGAAGAUCUUCUGCAGCUGCAGGAACCAUGUCUUCAGAACCUCAGGAAGAUUCUGACAGAGAACAACUUUCUGCUGCUGAAGGAAUCAUCUUUCAGAACGAGGAGGAGCUCUGUGGUCAGAGCAGAAUGAUGGAUAUCAGGAAACAGCUUCAGCUCCACGUUGUCGUCCUCCCCCAGCACUGGAUGGCUGAAGAGGAGGAUCUCUGCAACCAACAGAGGAACUUCAGAGAGGAACAGGAGGAUCCAGAACUUCUACAGAUUAAAAAGGAGCAGGAAGAACAAGAACCACCACAGAUUGAAAAGGAACAGGGGGAACCAGAAUUUCCACACAUUAAAGAGGAGCAGGAAUGGCUCUGGAAUGAUCAGGAUGAGGAGCAGCUUGAUCUGAACCAGGAGACUGAUACCUUGAUGGAGAUUCCUAAUUAUGAAGACAAUGAGAACAGUGAAGGAGACCUAAACCAUCAGCUGAGUUUUAAUGUAACUGAUAGUCAAGAUGAAUCAGAAUUUCCACGUAUUAAGGAGGAGCAGGAAUGGCUCUGCAUCAGUCAGGGUGAAGAGAAGUUCUAUCUGAAGCAGGAGACUGAUACCUUGGUGGAGACUCAUACUUAUGAGGAAAAUGAUUACAGUGAAGCAGAUCUGAACAAUCAGCUGAGAUUUAAUGAAACUGAUAGUCAGGAUGAAGAUGGAAACCUAAUUGAAGAAUCAUCAUCAACUACAGAUGAAGAGACAGACCUACCGAACAGAGAUCAGAGGAAGAGAAGAGACAGAAGUCAUGUCCAAAGUGUGGCCAGCUCUCACAUGUUAGAAAGUCAGUGUGACUCUGAUGGUAGAAAAAACCUCAAGAAGGAUACUUUGGUUAAGAAAUGCAAAGAAUUUACAGAUGAAAGCAGAUAUUCAAAUGUAAAGUCUAAUAUAAGAACAAGAAUCACAAACAAUAUGUCUGGCCACAUCAAACCUGAGUCUGGUAAAAGACUUUAUGUCUGUGAAGAAUGUGAUAGACAUUUUGGUUACUGGUCUCAGUUCAAAAUUCACAUGAGAACUCACACAGGAGAAAAGCCUUUUUCUUGUCAAGAAUGUGAUAAACGUUUUAGUGAAAUAUCUAGUCUAAAAAGACACAUGAAAACUCAUACAGGUGAAAAGCCCUUUUCCUGUAAACAAUGUGAUACAAGUUUUGGUCGCAUAUCUGAUCUCAAAAUACACAUGAGAACUCACUCAGGAGAGAGGCCUUUUUCGUGUGAAGAAUGUGGUACACGUUUUAGCCAUGCAUCUAAUCUCAAGACACACAUGAGAUCUCACACAGGAGAAAAGCCUUUCAAUUGUAAAGAAUGUGAAAAAAGUUUUAGUCGUGCAUCUCAUCUCAAAACACACAUGAGAACUCACUCAGGAGAAAAGCCUUUUUCGUGCGAAGAAUGUGGUACAAGUUUUAGUCAAGUAUCUAACCUCAAAAGACACAUGAAAACUCAUACAGGGGAUAAACUUUUUUCAUGUGAAGAAGACAAUACAGGUUUUAGACAUUCAUCUAAUCUUAAGACAGCUGAGAACUCAUACAGGAGAGAAGCCUUUUUAUAGACAAAAUGUUAACAAGAAAUUUGUGACAAUUCACAACUAAAAAAUAAAGGCAAACUUUGCAGAGAUCUUAUGCAGAAAAGAAAAUGAUUUUUUCCCCCAAUCUGGUCCAAAAAGAAAAGUAUACAAACAUGAUUCUUAUAUUUAAAGUUUAGCCUCAGAUACAAAAAUUGUGUAUACUAAUGAAUCUAAAGAUUCAUAACUCUAUUGCAACAGUAAAAUCUGUCCAACACAACAGCCCUUUCCCUUUUUUCUGUUUGCUCAGCAGCUGGACAAAGGAAGUUAGAAAAAAAAGAGGGAAAUAUUGUUAAUAUGUAUAUAUAUAUUUCUUUUUUUUUAGAGACAAAGACUGGAAUUUUAUACAGAAGUAUUACGCAAAGACUGAAAUAGUUUAACCCCUUGUUUUGUUGUGAUGUCUUGUGGGUAAAAUUGACCCAGCAUAUUUAAGUGUAGAAAAAAUACCUUUAUACACACUUUUCCAAAUUGAAAUUGUAUGGCUUUUCUUAAAGUGACUCCAUUAUUAGAAAAAGUGAUACUUUUUUUUUUGCAUGUGAGCUGGACACUACUUGAGUACCAUAAUUGUUGUAUGGGUCAUUGUUUUUUUGGCUAACAAAAUAUAACCGCAUUUGAACAGCAGAAAUAGUUUAAAUGCCACAAACUCUUUCUAAUUCCCAGAUACACACACAACCACCAACACACACACACAGCAAAUUCAUUUUUAAUUAAAUGAAUUAAAAAGAUAUUACUUCAAAUUUAUAAAAUAGCAAUAAUUAUACUUUACUGUAGAAAAGAAAACUGUUGUGACAUUUUGUCUUUGUUUAAAAAAAAGUAUAAUAAUGUUCAUUGUUGAAUUCAAAAGUAACAUGAUAUCUCGUUAUGCACAAUAGAUUUUAGAUAUAAAAUUUAAUGAAGUUGCUUUAUUUUGGUGCUUUGAUAAGGUAGGUAUAUCAGUGGCCUCCAUAUUGAUGCAGUGAUUCAAUUAAAAGUAUGCACAAGCAGGGCCGGCUGCAUGGUUGCUUAGGCGAAAUGUGAUCUCUCCCCCCAACACACACACACAAAUACCAUUGUCUAAAGAAACGCUGUAGCUGCCUGUCAUAUGUUGCAAAAAGUGUUUAGCUAUUUAAUUCUCAAAACUUAAAUAAUAACCACUAAAGAUUUUUUUAGAAUAAUCGCACCUCUCCCAAACUCGGAUGCUGAUCCUCAGCCUUUGCAAUGAAAGGCAGCACUAACCACCCUCUGCUUUGAGUUUUUUCCUCUCUUCGUUCCUUUUUUGACCUUAAAGCCGUCCCUAGGGGCUUCUUCUGCUGCUUUUUCAUCCUUAAAGUUUUAAAGAAGCACUAACAGAUAACCCCCCCAUCUACUUAAACAUUGGUUGCAUCAGGCAAGGGGGGCGGAGCACAGGGUAAAAUUAUUGAUAGUCAAACUUUUGAGUUUUUUUAUUUAUGUUUUUAGUAAUUACCUUUAAAAAAAACAUUUUACACGAAAGGACUUGGACAUUUCAAUAAGUACUUAUUCUAUAGAAUAUUAUAUUAAAUAGAUUGAGAAAAUAUAUUAAACUUUUUCAUUACAUCUGUUAUUUUAAGUGUGCCUCUAAAUAGUAAUAUGUUGAAAUACGAUAGUAAUAUAUUAAUCCCUUAAAAAGCUUUUACUAUUUUAAAGAUUCUGUUACUUUUCGUAUAGAAAUUGUUCAUAAAAUUGUUUUUUUUUUAUUUUGAUAAAUAAUUCAAAAUCCAUGGUCAUGUUUUGUUGUCUGAUUUUUGUACCGUUAUUUUUGGUUUUAAAGAUGUUUAGUUGACCUUUGUGGUUGUUUUAUGCUGAGACAAGGUUUGAUGAAGUUUUUGUGUUACCAUUGGGAACACUAGAAAUAUUUUGUAUACGUCUUUUAUUUUGGCACUUUUGUGUGAACAUGUAAUUAGAGUUUUAAUUAAAAAAUGACUGCAGUUUAUAUUUUGUUCAGUCAUGUCAGCAAGUAACCAUUUUAAAUGAUUUCCCCAAAAGAAGUAUUAAGGAAGACGUGGAUAAAGAGAUAGUCUGGUUGUUGUGAUUCCUGUUUUGUAUCAGAGAUUAGAAGUGUUUCUCUGUUCUUUUUAGUCGUCAAUGUUCUGUUCCAAUCUUUCCUGUGAAGAAUAAAGUGGACGUGAACAUCA